Aphidius gifuensis is the source of this 5924-nucleotide messenger RNA. RefSeq names its product protein Tob1-like. The transcript is spliced from 4 exons. Gene Ontology annotation, molecular function: transcription corepressor activity. The record is from RefSeq and is a predicted model, not a curated record. Bases 899 to 2233 code for a protein of 444 amino acids. Gene Ontology annotation, biological process: regulation of gene expression. Gene Ontology annotation, cellular component: nucleus; cytoplasm. Lineage: Eukaryota; Metazoa; Arthropoda; Insecta; Hymenoptera; Braconidae.
UCCGCUGAGUUACACAUCGAGCUGCAUGCACCCGGCAUCUAUCUCUUUCUCUUAUCUCUAUCACACAUUAUUAACGUUCACAAAAAAUUAUACUAUAAUUAAUAAUUAAUAAUCAAAAAAAACAAAUUAUUAUCAUAAUAACACACGUGUUUUAUUUUUUUUUUGUUUUCCAUUUUUUUUAAUUGCUACAUAAUAUUUGUUUUUUUUUAUUUGGUUUUUUUAAUACGUUCAAAAUUGGACAGCAUUUUAUAAUUAAUUGUAAAAAGGCUGAUAAUAAUUAUAUAUAAAAAAAACAGCAACAAUAAAUUGUGACAUAUGUGACAUUUUUUGGAUUCAAAAUUUAUUGGAAUAUUUCGUGAACACACGUAAUCAAAUUUUGAAUGACAAUAUACAACAUAUUUACGUUGAAAAAGAAAAAAAAUAAAUUCACUUAUUGAAAUAAAAAAUAUAAGUGAACUUUUAUUUCUAAUAUUGUUAGAAUUUUAUUUUUAAUUUUGUUUGUUGUUUGGUGAUCAGUGAGAAGAAUUGAGUGAUCACACAAAAUUCAACUGGGAAAAAACAAAUUCAAAUUUAAUUCAAAUUUCUGAAGAUUUUGAGUCAUAAUUAAGUUCAGUGGUGAUAAAGACAGGUUUAACACAAUUCAGUAUUAUAUAUUUUUUUUAUUUAUUUCAUCAACGAGGUGUUAAGUUUGCAUUUUUUAUAAAAAAAAAAUAUAUAUAUAUAUAUACAUAACAACAGUUUUAAAUACACAUUUAAUCAAUAUUGUCAAGGAUAAAAAUAAAUAAAUAAAUAAAAAUAUACAACAAUACAUAAAAUUGUUGAUAAAAAAUAGAAUAUUAUAUUAUAUUUGAAAAAUUGAUAUAAAAAAAUCGUAAAAACGAUUUAUUCAAAACCAAAAAUGGACAUCGAAAUUCAGUUGGCACUGAAUUUCGUAAUAUCAUAUCUUUAUAAUAAAUUACCACGUCGUCGUGUUAAUAUAUUUGGUGAAGAAUUGGAAAAAGCAUUAAAAGAUAAAUUUAAAGGACAUUGGUAUCCAGAAAAACCAUUUAAAGGUUCAGCAUAUCGUUGUUUAAAAACAGGUGAUCCAAUUGAUCCAGUACUUGAACGUGCUGCUAAAGAAAGUGGUGUACCAAUACAAGAUAUAUUAGAAAAUUUACCAACUGAAUUAGCAGUAUGGAUUGAUCCUGGUGAAGUAUCAUAUCGUAUUGGUGAAAAAAGUGGUGUUAAAAUAUUACACUCAGAACAAUCUGAUUUACAUGAUGAAUCAUCAGCUGAUCGUGAAGUAACUAAAACAUUUAAUCCAGAAGCCCAAUGUUUUCGUCCAAUUGAUGCUGUUGGUACAUCAUUAAGUGGAUUAAGUUUAAGUCCAAAAUCAACAUCACCAUUUCCAUCAUCAAUUGGUAGUACAAUUAGUAAUGGUUCAACAAAUAAUCAAUUAAAUGGACAUAUUUCUGGCUCAUCAUCAGCACCAUCACCAACACAAUUAACUGGAAAUUAUAAAAAUUCACCAAGUCCAGUACAAGCUUUUAUUCCAAGAUCAACAGCACCACUUACAUUUACAACAGCAACAUUUGCACAAACUAAAUUUGGCAGUACUAAAUUGAAAACAAACAGCAAAAGAGCUAACAGAUCAACGUCUUUCAGAAUGUCACCAACGGAAUUUUCAAACUACAUUAAACAACGUGCAAUACAACAACAAAUACAUCAUCAUCAUCAUCACCAUCAUCAUCAACAACAACAACAUCAACAAAAUGGUUUACCAGGAUCUCAAAUAUCACCAACAUCACGUUCUUUAUCACCAGGUGUUAUUGGUGGUCAACCAGUUGGUAAUCAACAACAACAUAAUGAUCAAAAUGGAUACUUUUUACCAGCUCCAUAUCAUCAACAAUAUUCACAUCGUAAUAUAUUUGAUUCAUCAAAUCAAUCUGGUUAUUUACCAGAAUUAUAUGGCAGUAAAUAUCAAUCAAGUUAUCUUGAUACACCAACAAUUAGUCAUCAAUUUUAUAGUGGUAAUAGUGGUGGUAGUGGUGGUGGUAGUAGUGCUGGUAGUAUUGGUGGUACAAAUUCACCACCAACAAAUUUAGGACCAAUUGGUUCUGGUACAUCAACAACACCAACAAAUCAACAAGAUAAAAAUAAUACAAUUGUUGAUGGUCUUAAUAAUUUUGGUCUUGGUUCAGUUACAUCACAUUAUCCAGCAAGUCAAUAUCAACAUUUACUUGUUGCUAAUUAAUAAUAAUAAAAUUAUUAUUUCUCAUGAUCCUCCUCAGUUAAAAAUAUUAUUAAAAUUCAUAACAAUUUAUUAAAUUUAAUUUAUCAUAAUGAAAAAAAAAGAUAAAAAAAAAAAAAUAUUAUAUAAAAUAAGACGAUUUAAAAAAAAUAAUUAUUGAAGAUAAAAAAAUGUCCUCUUCAUUUGAGGCUGUGGAUCUUAUUUUUUAAUUAAUAUUAAAACAUUUUUUUAUUUUUUUAAAACUUAUUUCAUUUUUUUUUUUUUUUUUUUUUUAAAUAAAAUAAUUGUUGCUGCUUUUUUUUUCUUAAAUUUUUGUUUAUAAUAUUAAAAAAAAAAUAUAUAUAUUAAUUAGGAAAAAGGAUAUAUUUAAAGAAAAGACAUUUGAAAUUUUUUAUUUUUUUUUUUUUGAUAUAACAAUGUAAAAAUUAUGAAUUUUUAUAUUUUUUAAUAAAUUUAUGUAUUAUUUCUAUUAUCAUUUUUUUUUUUAUUUGAACUAUUAUUGUUACUGUUUUUUUUUAAGGAGGUUUUUGGGACGAACCAUGAGAAAAAUGAUAUAAAUGGGUAAAAAAAAAAAACGAAACGAUGAUCUAUGAUAAUGAUAUUAUUGACAUAAAAGAAAUAAAAAAAAAAAAAACAAAAAUAAUUUAUUUUUUCACUGGAUUAGUCAAAGAAUAAUAAUAUAUCUCAGAUGCACUCACAUCAUGGGUUCGUUUCUAAACGGUAUCAAAUUAAAUUAAUUGAAUUAAUAUUUAAAAAUAAAUAACAACAAAAUAGGGAGGUUAAAUUGAAAGGAAGAAAAUAAUAAUAUGACGUGUUUUUAAUUUGAAAACAAAAAUUGAUUAAUUAAUAAUUUGAUGAAUUUCAUUGACCAAAAUCACAGGUCUAACUCAAUUGCUAAAAAAAAAAAAAAAAUUAAAUAAAUAAAACUCGUUCAUUGGUACGAUAUUAAUAUUUUAUUUUUGUAUAAUAACAUGAAAUAAAAUUAAAAUAAAUAAAUAUAAAUAAUAUUCACAAAAUUACAAAAAAAUUAAAUUUGCAAUAUCUUAAAAAUAAUAAUAUUGAUUAAAUAUCUAUCUGCAAUAGUUUUUCAAAAUACAUUUAUUUACUUUAAAAAAAAACCAGUGAUUUUAUUUAUUUAUUUAAUUUUUUUAUGAGUUUAUUUGUUUUAUUUAUUUUCAAAAAUUAUUAUGACCAAAAAGAUGAGGUAAAUUUAUAUGUCAACUUAUUCUUGUUACGUUUGCAAUUUCAAUUAGAUGAAUUACAUAAUUAAAAUAUGAAAAAGAAAUAAAUACACAGUUGUUACUAAGCACAAUGACCUCGAGUUUGUCAACAUGGCACCAACAAAUAAAUAAACACUAUCUGAUAAAAGUUGACAAGCUUUUAUCACAUUGAGUAAAUUUGCAAAUAACAACAAUAAUAAAAUAAUAAUCUUAAAAAUUGAAUUAAAUAAAUGAAUAAUAGUGUCAUAAGCCAACCAUGCCAGACACUAGGUGCUAAAAGUAUUUAAAUUAAAAUAUUUAAACCAAAACAAACAAAAAAAAUUAUCAUAAAAACGUGAAAUUAACAUCAAUAAGAAGAAAAAAAAUAUAAUUUAUUUAUUUUUUUUUUCUAAAUAAUGUCAUUAAACUUUUUGACAUGAAAAAAAUUACAAUAUAUAAACAAAAUUUAUUGACCCAAGAAGAUAUAAUUAUAUAUGACAAAAAAAAAAAAGUUUUUUUUUUUUCUAUAAGUGGGGACACAAUGACACACAAUACAUUACCCAAAUAGUUAAAUUAAAUAUUAAAACUUAAUUAUAAUAAUAAUUAAAGAAAAUAAAAAUGAAGCUAUUAACGAUACGUUCGACUGUGGUAGCUAUGCUAGUACCUGCUAUUGUUAAUCGAAGAUAAAAAAAUUUAAAAAUUAUUUCAAAAUUUCUAAUUAGAACUUAAACUAAUGGGGUCUCAUAUUUUUUUUUUUUUUAUUUCAUUAUUAAAUAAUCAGUCUAACAAGUAAAACACAACAAACAAGAUGACACAAAUAUAAAAACCAUUGAAAUGAUUUUUUUUUUUAAAUAUGCGGGUUUAAAAAAUUAAAAAACAAUUUGCAAUAAGACACACAAAUCAAAUGGAUCUCGGGGUGCGAUGAAUCUGUAGCCUCAGCGAUGAAUCAAAUACGAUGUAUACUCUACCGAUAAUAUAAAAAUACAAAUAAUGCAAUAUACAUAUAAAUAUACAUAUAUAAUUAAAUAAAUAAUUAAUGGACAAAGUGAGAAUUCAAAAAGAAAAAAAAGUAAUAUAAAUUAAAUAAAUUAAAUAUGGCAAAAAAAUAAAUAAAAAAACAUAGUAUUAUACGUUUAAAAUACGGAAUGUAUGAUACACUUUAUAUGCAAAUAUUAUUAUUAUAUAUAUUUAAAAUAAUAAAUAUAAAAAAAAAAAAAAAUUAAAUAAUUAAAAAUACACAUAGUUUUCCAUUGCAUUAAUUGAAUGUACUCGUUGAAUCGCGACUCGAUACAAAAUAAAUAAAAAAUUAUAUAUAGUUUAUUGAUGAGACUACAGUCAAUAUUCAUAAAUCAACAAAAAGGUAUAUUCAAAAAUAAAUAAAAAAAAAAACAAAAAAAAAAAAUAUAAUAAUAAUAUUAAUAAAUAAAUUUAAAAAAAAAAAUUCAACUCGUUUUUUCGCAUGUGGUUGAUAAAUCUGUCUUUUAAAAUAUGAAGUGUCUGUUAAUUUAAAUUAAAAAAAAAAAAACAUUAGUAUCAUCUGAUUAUUAAAAAAUGAUAUAUAAUAAUAAUAAUAAGAAUAAUAAUUUUAAUAAUUAAACAAUUAAACGAAAUAAAUAUAAAAAAAAAAAAUAACCAAAGUCGUUCAAAAAAAAAAAAAUAUAAUUAAAUUUUAAAAAAAUUUUAAAGUUUUAAUUAAAAUAAUAAUAAUUGAAAAAUUAAAACAAAUAGAAGUUAUAACUGCAUAUAUUCUUAUACUUAGCUGAGUCAAAUUUGAGGAAGGAAACAGGCAGGGUCUCCAAAAAAAAAAAAAAAAACAAUGAUUGAAAAUCCUAAAUAAAAAAGGUAUUAGAAAAAUUUAAAAAAUAGCUAAAUUAAAAACAGACUCUGUAUUCUUGCAUGUAAAUAAUUAAUCAAUAGCCGUCUUGCAUAUAUAUAAACAAUGAGAUCCACAUAGAAAUUUUUUUUCUUUCCAGAAAAAAAAAAAAAAAACAGACAAAAAGUGAAAACACUGAGAAUAGAAAAGAUCUAAAUGGAACCAAAAAAAAUAAUGAAGAAACAACUAUCUUAACAUAGUAAAUUUCAUUGAAGUUGAAAAAAAAAAAAUAUGAAUAAUUUAGAUUUGUAAUUAAUUAUAUAUAUUUUUCAAUACCUUAACUACUUGCUAUAUGUAAAACUAUAAAAAAAAAAAAAUAAGAAAAUCACUUUUCAAUGAGAUAAAUAACUGUAAAAAAAAAAAAAAAAAUAUCAUUUAAAAUUGGGCCAAUAGAGCAUCGUUUAUUGUCCAAAAAUUGGAAUUUUUUUUCAGUUAAUUUAUUAAAUAAAUUUGUUUAUCUUGUUUUUUUUUUUUUUUUUACAAAAAUGUUAGCCUCAAGUGGUCAAUUUGAGUUAUGUCAUUGGCCCAAAUAAUAAAUAAACAUAAUGCAUAUUAGUCAAAUCACCUUCAAUGAGUGGCAGGUUCACAAUGAAGGUGAAAAAAUAAAAAAAUGCAAGUUAGC